Molecule: messenger RNA, 1927 nt
Organism: Priceomyces carsonii
Lineage: Eukaryota; Fungi; Ascomycota; Pichiomycetes; Serinales; Debaryomycetaceae
Gene: PMT6
Product: dolichyl-phosphate-mannose-protein mannosyltransferase
Exons: 1
Biological process (GO): protein O-linked glycosylation via mannose
Cellular component (GO): membrane; endoplasmic reticulum
Molecular function (GO): dolichyl-phosphate-mannose-protein mannosyltransferase activity
Source: RefSeq, a predicted model, not a curated record
AUGGAUUCCGCCAAUUAUCAUAGUGGGUCAUCAAGGUAUAAUCACGAGUCGAAGCUUUCGAGUCGAUCAGGUUACCGAGAACCCAUAGAGAAAGAUGAUGUCGAAGAGCUCACCGCUAGGACCUUGAACUUAAACUUGAAGCCAUCGAGCAGCAUUUCACAUUAUAAAAGGUUGUUCAUUGAAAUUAUCAAUCCAUUGCUAUUGACUGCACUUUCGGCGUUUGUUAGGCUAUACAUGAUAGAUGCCUCGAAGUAUGUGGUAUGGGAUGAAGCGCAUUUCGGUAAGUUUGGAUCAUACUAUUUGAAACGCGAGUUCUACUUUGAUGUCCAUCCCCCAUUGGGAAAAUUAUUGGUUGCAUUAUCUGGCUACAUUGCGGGAUAUGAUGGAAGCUUUGCUUUUGAUAGUGGUCUAGAGUACCCGGAUAACUGCAAUUAUGUUUUAAUGAGAGCAUUUAAUUGUCUCUUUGGAAUUUUAUGUACACCUGUGGUUUACAAAACUGCUAUUGCUUUAGGUUUUAGCCAGUUUACCGUAUGGUUUAUAUCUCUUAUGACCAUAUUCGAAAUGAUAUCGCUAACUUUAUCGAAAUUUAUACUUUUAGAUUCUAUGUUGCUAUUUUUCACGGUGCUAAGUUACUAUUUCCUAGUGAAAUUGCAUAAUUUGAGAACACAGAAUACGCUAUUGACUACUCGUGGAAUAACUACCAUGGUCAUGACUGGUGUAUCUAUCGGCUGUGUAUGCUCUGUCAAAUGGGUUGGCUUAUUUGUGACUAUUUUAAUUGGAUUUUACGUCAUUUACGAUUUAUUAAUCAAAUUCUAUCAGCUUACCUCCACUAAUUCGAUUUCCUUUAUGAAAUACAUAUGUCACUGGCUAUCAAGGAUUAUUUGCUUAAUAAUUGUGCCAUUCUUCAUCUAUUUAGCUUGUUUUAAAGUGCACUUCACCGUCUUGAAUCAUUCUGGAAGUGGGGAUGGCUCUAUUUCGACCUUGCUUCAAGCUUCGUUGGAGGGCAAUCUGGUUUUGGGAGGACCGAGAUCUGUUGGAUUCGGUUCCAUGGUUACACUCAGGUCACAAGGUUUAUCUCCGAAUUUACUCCAUUCUCAUCCACAUCUCUAUCCCGAAGGAUCACGACAGCAACAAAUCACAACAUAUGGGUUUAAGGAUGAGAAUAACAACUUUUUGAUAGAAUUUGAUCUUGAAUCUGGGUUGAGAGGUGAGUUUGCAACCCAAGAGCCCCUCGAGAAUGAUACUUAUAGUUUAACGCGGUUAGUUAAGAACGGUGAUACGGUGAGAUUAGUGCAUGAUAAAUCAGAUUGUUUACUACAUUCUCAUCCUAUCCCUGCUUUUGUGCUGAAAAGUCAAUAUGAGGUAUCGUGUUAUGCAGACCUCGAACAAAGUGAUUCAAAAGACGAAUGGAUAAUUGAAGUUCAACUGCAGGAGAUAUCACCUUCUCCAGCUUUCAAAGACGAAGAUCCAAAUCUUAUUCAUCCUAUAUCAACGAAUUUUAGACUUAGACACAAAGUACUAGGUUGCUAUUUGGCAACUACGGGGUAUUCAUUGCCCUCAUGGGGUUAUCAACAAGGAGAAGUCAUUUGUAAAAGAUCGUUUAUGCUGAAAGAUAAGAGCACAUGGUGGAACAUAGAGGACCAUGUCAAUGACAAACUCCCAGAACCUGAGGUGAAAUACGUUCCUCCAAAACCAAAAUUCUGGAAAGAAUUCGUUCUAUUGAAUUAUGGAAUGAUGGCCUCUAACAAUGCUUUGGUUCCAGAUCCAGAUAAAUUUGACAGAUUGAGCUCUGAAUGGUGGGAGUGGCCGAUAGAUCAUAGUGGGCUACGUAUGUGUUCCUGGGGUUCUGACGAUGUUAAAUAUUUCUUAAUCGGCCAUCCAUUUAUCAAUUGGUUCUCGACUGCUGCACUAGGGUUGUUCUUAAUCU